Molecule: messenger RNA, 462 nt
Organism: Magnusiomyces paraingens
Lineage: Eukaryota; Fungi; Ascomycota; Dipodascomycetes; Dipodascales; Dipodascaceae
Exons: 1
Coding region: 1-462 (153 amino acids)
Source: RefSeq, a predicted model, not a curated record
AUGCAAAAAUCUACCUCUUUAUUUAAGUCCACUCUUCGUGCUUCUUCUGAAGCUGCUUCAAGAGCUGCUGCUGUUACACCUUCCACUUCUUCUUCUACUCAAACCUUGAGAAACAACAAGCUGAGAAUGAGAAUCAGAGUCAAUUGCGCUGGUAUCGUACAAACUUCUGAACUCUCGUCUGUUAAAUGCUUUCACACAUCUGCCGCGAGAUCUUUUCAUACGUUCAACCGAAACUUGUCUCCCUUUAAUACAAAAGAGUUGUACUCCCAAAAAUCAUCAGAGACAUUUUCCCCUCAGAUCUAUUCUCAACAAGGUUAUGUAUCUGUCGCUGGUUCUAAUGCAUCUUAUGACUUUUUGGAAAAGCAGGGCGAUCAUAUUCCUCAUGCUGACUCUGCUUCGGCUGUUAGUGAUAUUUCUGGACCCACAAAUACCACCUUUUCUAAGGAUCACCACUCAGAGUAA